UAAGUACAGACACGUUGUGCUGAGAGGGCACGGGAUAUAUAAGAAGAUCGUGAGAGAUAAGAUUACUUUUAUGUCUGUCACUCUACAAUCUACAUCAAGAUGAAGAUGAUGUUAGUUUCCGCCGUGUUUGCGACGUUGAUAAUGUAUGCGACUUGCGUACUUCCGACUGUGUCCCAAGACGACCACCUUCUUGUCGUGCUGCAAGCCAUGCACCACAGUAACACGUUCCGUCAACUUCCCACCAUGGAGAAGGUCAUCCUUGUGGAAAUGCUUGCAGCGGCGGAAUCUGACCAAAUCACUCACUAUGUAGAUACGAUAGGCUUCGACAGAGUUCUUCUCUUCCUUGACCACGUCAACAGAUACAAUCAGACAGAGGCCCAUUUACUGGAGAAAUACCUGAUACAGGAACUGGCAGAGGAAGAAACGACACCAUCGGCAACAACGUUCCGCAGAAGUCUCCAGAGCGUCAUCCACACCAUCACCAGUAAUGAUGCCUUCCAGCAUCUAUCCGAUACGGACCAAACCUUGAUGCUGGACCUCGCAGAAGCAGCCGAGCACGGAAAUGCCACAGCCUUGGUGAAUCAAGUCGGAUACUCUAAGAUUCUUGCCUUGGUGGAACAUAUCAUGUCGCCAGCAGAAACUCACGUAUUCCUGCAAUAUUUGGUUUCCCACAUCGAAAAAGAACUUGGACACAACCACCAUCAUGGGCCUGUUGUUGGGUGAUGUCACAGUCCUGAAGAAUGAUUUAGCUGUAGCUCCGCCUACUCUAUACGAAUGAACCAAUAAACAGACAGCCUGAUAUGACAUU
Messenger RNA from Mizuhopecten yessoensis (Yesso scallop), 808 nucleotides. RefSeq lists its product as uncharacterized. NCBI's taxonomy places the organism in Eukaryota, Metazoa, Mollusca, Bivalvia, Pectinida, Pectinidae. The record is from RefSeq and is a predicted model, not a curated record. Bases 100 to 723 code for a protein of 207 amino acids. The transcript is spliced from 7 exons.